GCUCCUGGACCGCAGCAGGACCCCGGUACCACAACCAGCCUCCGAACCGGAGGAGACGCCCAAUGAGGAAUAUCUGAAAAAAAAUCUGAUUUCUUUUUUUUUUAUUUUUAAGUUUGAUUAUUUAUUUAUUUAUUAUUCUUUUAUUUAUUCAUUUUUAUUUCAUCAACAUGAGUGUGAAAAGGAAAAAGGCUGGGCUGGUCAUCAGCUGGCAGAGAUCUUUCUCACUUCUGGCUCCUUGGAGAAAAGGGAAAGGAGACAGGAACUCAGUCCUGGACAGCGAUGUUGUGCUGACAAAAAUGAAGCUCUUAAACAACUUCAAUGAAAAGCUCCGGUCAGCAGAAGACGCCGUCUCCUCUCUCUGUGCAGCACCAGUUUCUGAACCCAAUGCUCCAGAGGCCUCAGAGGUGAACUCCCAUCCUGAAGACGGGUCUCGGAUGGAUUCUGGCACCGGAUACCUACCGGUGCCAGGCAUUUUCUCGGACUCCCAUCUCUCCAGGCUGUACAAGUUUGAAUCCGAGGACUCUGGAGUGGAACUGCCCAGCGGAGCCAACUCUCCGUCUACCCCCACAGGCUCAGAAAAGAGCUUUGCGGUCCACAGCCGAGAGUCCUCCUGUCACUCCUGCAACUUGGACUCUGACUCUACCUCCUCCCCCGAUGCGCGAGCUGCAAAGAACCAAAACUCCAAGGAGGCAAACGGCUUAAAGAACAGCACCAAUUCAACAGUGGAUGCCCAAGACGACGUGUUCACCGACAGAGACGACUUUGACCCUUCAGUUGCAACAGUAAAAAUGUACAUAAGUGAGGAAGUGGAUCAAAGGGACGCUGCAGGAUUUUCCUGUGAAGAUGUUUGCGACAGAUCCGAACGACGUGAUGAGAAAAUCUCUUCAGAUGACACCAAUGGCUCGGAGAGCGUAAAGCUCACGGACGAAUUCUCACCAGCACAAUGUGAGGACGAGACAGACGAGGACGUAAAGGCUGAGUCUCUGAGGACAAGUGGCUCCAGGGACAGUCUGGAGGACUACAUGGACACAUGCUGUAAGCUCAGUGAGGCCCAACAACAGAGAUCCAGUCGCCUGGGCUCGGGCGUGGGUUACCUGGAGCACAUCUGCCAGCUGCUCGAAAAAAUUGCUCGUCUGCAGGAGGUGAACCUUCGUCUGCAGAGGCAGGUCUGCAGCCUGCAGGGGGACAGCAGGAUGAGAAAAACCAAGGAGGAGUGUUUUCAGCGGUACUGCAGCUGUGGUUCUGCCACGUUGGCCUUCCAGAAUUGGCAGUCGAAAAGUGACUUUCUGUCUCCGAGUGGUACUUCCUCUGAUCUGUCCACCAUCCCGGAGGUCAGCUGGCUCCCGCUGCUGUCAGCCAGGAAAGGCACGAGUAGUGAGGAUUUGUCAGCCACCCCAGAAAGGAGGAGAAGCCAAAACCGAAGGAGCUACGCCGAGAGAGAGCCCCAUCUCUAUGGAGACCGCACAGAAGGGAGGAGUCCUCCGAUGGGCCGCCUCAGUGAAAACUACAUGUGGGGUCGAGUCAAAGACCUUGUGAGAAAAAGUAAAGGGAAGAACCAGAGUGGUCUGGGACUGACGUCGUCUUCGCUGAAGUUGUCUUGUCCUCAGCUCUACAGGCCUGAUGAAGAGCAAGCGAAAUGCCUGACCAGAAACAGGAACUCCAUGAUUGCCUUGGGCUACCAGAACAAACAAGAAGACAUCUCUUGGCUUUAGUAAGCAUCCGGAUCCAAAUGGGCUCACGCUGAGAAGAAGACAUCAGGGGGUUCUACUAAGAAACUCUGACAGCUUAAAGGAAAGAGAAGAAAAGCAAAGAAAAGAGAAGAGGAGUGUGAAAACAGAAGAUAGGAGAAUGUUGAAAGAGAUGACUCUGGGACAAUGACAUCAGAGUGUGUGUUAUACUCUGUCCAGAGAAAAGUCGGACGGUACCACCGCAUUGUGACAUAAUAUAUUUUCUGCAGAAUGUAGAGUUUUUACAUUCUAUUAUUGAAUCUAAGCUUAAAUAUCUUUAUAAUCUUUACAUUUGGUAUAUGGUAGAUACAUUACAGACAAAUGGCAGCUGUUUUUGUAUACAGUGCGUGCAUGCGAAGCGUUAUUAAAGGAUGUGGGGAAAGGAUUUUCUGUUGCGACGUUCCGACGUUCUCAAACAGGUCGGGAAGAGUCCAGAAACGUCUCAGAUAACAACCAGCUGCUAUUUUUUCCCCCUUAUGUAAUAUUUUCAGAAUGUCGACAAAUACAUCUUUAAAGGUUAUUCCAUGAUG
Messenger RNA from Poeciliopsis prolifica (blackstripe livebearer), 2257 nucleotides. RefSeq lists its product as uncharacterized. The transcript is spliced from 8 exons. The coding region runs from base 168 to 1712 and encodes 514 amino acids. The record is from RefSeq and is a predicted model, not a curated record. Lineage: Eukaryota; Metazoa; Chordata; Actinopteri; Cyprinodontiformes; Poeciliidae.